AUGGCUUCGUCGCCCCUCACAGUCCUUCCAGUUGCCCGUGGCACAUUUUCAUCUACCCAACUUAAUACUGGCCCGGUUCUCCCUUACAUACGAUCAAUCAUGACAGGCACUAAGAGAAUAAUACCGGAUGGAGCUAUCUCCCCUCCCCCGCCGAAACGCGCAGCUACAGGAGCGGUGACUAACAACAGGACACUAUCCAACUUUUUCACGCCCUUGUCCCAAAAGAAGCCUGAUAUCACCACUUGGAGAAUAGUCAACAACAGCUGUGUAGUGGGAAAAUACCACUCGGAACAGGCUGCAGAAGCUGUCAAAUCCGGAUCGAAACGAAGAGUUGCUGCCUUCGAUCUUGAUUCUACCCUGAUCGCAACAAAAUCUGGCAGACGGUUUGCAACAAAUGAGAAUGAUUGGAAAUGGUGGAACCCAAGUGUUCCUAAAAAGCUGAAGGAGCUGAAUGAUGAAGGGUACCUGGUCAUCGUUCUGUCGAAUCAAAAGGGCAUAAGCCUGAAGAAGAACCUUAAAGGUGGUAGGCUGGAGUCGAAGAGCUUGUCAAUAUUUAAGCAAAAGGUUGCAGCGGUUAUGCAAACUUUGAAUGUACCAUUUGCCGUUUACGCCGCGACGGAAAACGAUGAAUUCAGAAAGCCACGCAUGGGGAUGUGGAGGGAGAUGGUUGAUGAUUACGACCUCAACGUUUGUGAUUCCUUAGAUCUGAAACAGUCUAUUUUUGUUGGUGAUGCUGCUGGUCGUGAAGGCGACCAUUCCUGUGUAGAUCGUGAUUUUGCAUCAAACGUCGGAAUCCUUUUCAAGACUCCCGAAGAAUUUUUCUUGAACGAAGACCCCAAGCCGAUUAUAAGACAUUUCGAUCCCAAGGCCUACAUCGUUGGCACAUCGGAAGACAUACAAAUAUCUUUUGAGAAGAAAAAUGAUCCUGAACUUGUCAUAUUUUGUGGAAGUCCGGGGUCAGGGAAAUCGACGUUUUAUUGGAGAUGCCUGGAGCCCCUUGGUUAUGAGCGGGUGAAUCAAGAUAUUCUAAAAAGCCGGCCAAACUGUCUCAAGGCUGCAAGAGAGCAUUUAAAAGUGGGAAAUUCGGUAGCUGUUGACAAUACAAAUGCGGACUCGGAAACCCGUGCAUAUUGGAUCGAACUUGCGAAGGAAUUUUCAGUUCCUAUCCGGUGUAUCUAUCUAAACACUCCGCUGCAAAUCUGCAGGCACAACGAUGCUGUGCGCUCAGCCAACCCAAAGAUGGAGUCGCUAAAUCCUGAAUCCCGUACCGCUCUCCCGGGAAUGGCUUUUGGAGAUUUCAUGCGUCGAUUCCGUGAACCCACCCUCUCCGAAGGGUUUCAAGACAUUACUCAGGUCGAGUUCAAAUUCCGGGGGGAUUCUGCUGCCAAGGAGGUUUGGGGGCAGUUCUGGGUUUGA
This is a messenger RNA of Paracoccidioides brasiliensis Pb18, 1416 nucleotides long. RefSeq names its product polynucleotide kinase 3'-phosphatase. Gene Ontology annotation, molecular function: ATP-dependent polydeoxyribonucleotide 5'-hydroxyl-kinase activity; double-stranded DNA binding; polynucleotide 3'-phosphatase activity. Gene Ontology annotation, biological process: DNA repair. Bases 1 to 1416 code for a protein of 471 amino acids. The record is from RefSeq and is a predicted model, not a curated record. The transcript is spliced from 9 exons.